Molecule: messenger RNA, 1164 nt
Organism: Cryptococcus wingfieldii CBS 7118
Lineage: Eukaryota; Fungi; Basidiomycota; Tremellomycetes; Tremellales; Cryptococcaceae
Product: nucleoporin SEH1
Exons: 5
Coding region: 1-1164 (387 amino acids)
Biological process (GO): cellular response to amino acid starvation; positive regulation of TORC1 signaling
Cellular component (GO): nuclear pore outer ring; Seh1-associated complex
Molecular function (GO): protein binding; structural molecule activity
Source: RefSeq, a predicted model, not a curated record
AUGCUGCAAACAGACCUCCUCCCGCCAGCACACGCCGACCUCGUAUCCCAUCUGGUGUACGACUUUUACGGCGAACGAUUGGCCACAUGUUCCGCCGACCAACGCGUCAAGGUGUUCCAUAAAGAUGAGUUUGGUAAAUGGUCUCAAGAAGCCGACUGGAAGGCGCACGACGCCCCCAUCCUCCGACUCUCCUUCUCCCACCCCAUACACGGCUCUCUCCUCGCCUCCUCCUCGCACGACCGCACCGUCCGCAUCUGGGAAGAAUCUACCUCCCUGCCCCCUUCCUCCUCCUCCUCCGCCCCCGCCCCCGGCUCUGUCCGCUGGGUCGAACGCGGGAUUCUGACGGGCGCCAAGGGCGCUGUGAGGGGGGUGGAGUUUGGUCCGCCUGAUCCUGCUUUUGGCUUGAGGGUGGCGUUUAUGGGGACGGAUGGGUAUCUCCGGGUACAUACGUCGCUUGAUCCGAGUUUGAACGAUUGGUCAGAGGCGCACAAGAUCCAUAUCCCUUCCCUCCCCGCACCGCACUCUACAUCCUCUUCCGACGAUGCCAACCCCUUCUCCUCGUCUUCUGAAUCAGCAGCGACACCAUCUUCGGAAUUGGCACUAGGCGGCUGGGGCUUGAGCUGGUGUAAAGAACGGUGGUGGGGUUCUCUCAUCGCCACAUUCGCAGGUUCUUCCCCUGUUAUCAAAAUCAUCUCCCUCGAACCCACCCCCACUUCCAUCCUCCACCUCACCCCCUCAUCAUCCUCCUCCUUCCCUUCCUCCUCCUCUUCAUCCUCUUCCGCCCCUCCAGCUCCGCUUACAGCUCUAAGCUGGGCACCCAACUGCGGGAAGAACUACCACCUCCUCGCUACUGGUUCUCGGGACGGGUCAAUCAGGAUUUGGAGGUUGGAGCCGCCAGGGGAGAGGGCGAGGGUGGAUUUUACGGCGGAAGGGAGCGAGGCCGGGGGGGAUGUUGUUAGGGAGUGGAGGGGGGAGUGUACCGCGGAGUUUGGGAAGGGCGGGGCGAGGGUUGGGAGUGUUGAUUGGAAUGCCACGGGCACAAUGCUCUCUACGACAGACGACGAAGGCGUAGUCAGGAUAUACAAACGUGUGUCCUUCUCCCCUCUUCCCUCUUCUCCCAUCUUCCCUACUCCUCUGCUCUUCGUCCUUGUGACCCAGUACUGA